UGAAAGUAAAGCGGAGGAUUUUAGGUGUAACUGUACAGAGAGAAACUUGUGCGUGCAGCUGGAGUUUAACACAACUAUGGUCCAGCAGACAGAGCACGGCGAGACGGACAGUCUGUCCAGAGAGGCGACCGACUCGGAUGAGAGCGAGUUCAUGGCGUGCAGCCCGGUGCCCGGUUCCGAGAUGAACCCGGACUGGUGCCGGACGGCCACCGGUCACAUCAAGCGUCCGAUGAACGCGUUUAUGGUGUGGUCCAAGAUCGAGCGCAGGAAGAUCAUGGAACAGUCUCCGGACAUGCACAACGCGGAGAUCUCCAAGCGUCUGGGCAAGCGCUGGAAGAUGCUCAAGGACAGCGAGAAGAUCCCGUUCAUCCGAGAAGCCGAGCGCCUCCGAUUAAAACACAUGGCUGAUUAUCCAGACUACAAGUACCGACCCAAGAAGAAACCCAAGCUGGACGGGAAAUCGGCUCCGUCCCCGGAGAAGCCGUGCGCAAAAGUGGUUAAAUCCAGCGCCGCGUCUAACAAGAAGUGUCCCAAACUGAAAUCCAAAUCAGGCAGCAAAUACGCGGACGAGUACGCCUUCAAGAGCGCAAAAGUCGCACGCAUGGUCAAGACCGAGUUUUCAGACGAGGACGACGACGAUGAUGAUUACGAGUAUGAAAACCGGACGCGCAGGCGCUUUAUUAAAGAUCUGGACGAUGAGGACCAGACGCGCUUGUACGGCGCUGCUAAAGUCCCCGCCAGUCCCACUCUGAGUUCCAGUGCGGAUUCAGAAGGUACCAGCAUGUACGAAGAUGCGACCAGCUCGGCUCACCAUAACACGCGUCUCUAUUACAACUUCAAGAACAUCACCAAGCAAAGCGCAUCCAUCACGACUGCUUCAUCUGCUUCGUCGCGAUCUGUUUCGACAUCUUCCAGCUCCAGCGAGGACUCAGACGACCUGCUAUUCGAUUUCAGUCUGAAUUUAGCAGCAGCAGCUUCGCAGUGCACUGAGCCGAGCGGUUCGAAUCUAUCCCUAUCUUUAGUGGAUAAGGACCUGGACUCGUUCAGCGAAGGCAGCCUGGGCUCACACUUCGAGUUUCCUGACUACUGUACGCCCGAGCUGAGCGAGAUGAUAGCCGGCGACUGGCUGGAGAAAAACUUUUCAGAUCUGGUUUUCACCUAUUAAAGUGAAAUAAGACUCGGAGAAGGAAGAACGUGCGUGCGCGUUUUGGAACGAACCAGACCGCUUGUUGUGCGGUGGCGUUGAACGCUGCACGGCGGUCUGACAGACCAGCCGAACGGAGAAGCUAGACGCGUGAACGGUACCGUAGCAAAAAAAGAACGAUUUUUUAAAAACGUUUUCUGGCAGCAUGACAGGGUUUAAUGGAUUUUUUCUGUAGGUCUAUAAUAUACCAGACCGUAAAGGGGAAAAAUCUCUAAGAACUAUGCAUCUUUAACCCGAUUUAUAACUGCAGGGAGCUGAACUAAGACUCUUGCCUGACUAGAAGCGAAUCUGUGAAGCGUUCAUUCAGGACUCCAACUUCAAAUCAUGGUCCUUUCUGUUCUCGACCUCGAAAGGUCUUUUCUUUUUUCCGUUUUUUAUCCGACUCUAGUUUACUUACCGGUGUGAACCUUAAAUCAGCCUAUUCUUACCCAGAGGAGCCGUUUUAUACAUAAACAGACCUCAUGUUUUUAAAAGAAAGCAAACUAUUUUCAGGCGUAUUUUUGUACAGUACAAAAAGGGAAUGUUCUUAUCAAGUUUCAGGCACUUCUUUUCUCCUCACAGUUUGUCUAAGCAUGCAAAGCGAGUCCCCACUCGUAUCUGCAAUGCUUUGUGGUUGGUUUAAAAAAUUUUUUUUUUGUACAGUUGAUCAGUAGAUCAGAUUCGUCCAGUAUUUGUAGAACCUAGCCUAAUGAAUGGCAUCUGUCAGUGGAAGAUGAUUGGCAGUACCUCCAUGCUGGUACUACUUUUUAGAUUGUAUAUGUACUGUAUAAUAGUAAAAGUUAGGAGUUUAAUGUAUAUCAUACUCGUGAUAUGUGGAUGGGUCCCAAAUCGCAGGUGUGAAACUGGAUUUUUAAUGGCACAUACUGUUUCUGUUUCGCCUUUCAUUUUUUUGUUUGUGCAAUAUUUUUACUUGUAAAUGCAGACCUACGAUUUAGUUGUAGCAAAUAAUUGCCAGACUGACACAUCGCUGUGAAUUAUGAUUUGUCCGAAUUAUGAAUGUCAGUCUUUGGAUGAGAUGAGGAAUCAGCUGGAACUGAUACAGAGUAGUGUAAUAAAAUUUUUCUGGAUAGGACAAAAAACAAUAUCCUUAAAACUGGACAACUGAUAUCCAUCAAAUCUAUAGAAAAUGAUCAAUGUUACUUAAACGUGUCAGUGAGCAAGUACUGAUUGUAUAUGGUCUGGCUGAGAAAAUGUCAAGCAAGCAAAAAAAGUACAUUCCAUAUCCUUGUUUCAUAUGAUGGAACGUUUUAUGUUCAGUGUAAGACUGCCUUCUUUUCUAAAUCCAACCACAGACUGUAUUGUUUUCUUGCACUUAAGCAGAUUUUGUUUAUUCUAUGUGGGUCUUACAUGAAGUCUGUUUUAAAUCCAUGAUUGGGAGAGCAAAACAGAAGUGAUGAAGCAUUGACAAGCAUUUGCCUCACAUUCCAAGUGUGAAUCUCUUUGACUCAUGUUUUAAUAAACAAAUAUCUACACCGUGAA
Molecule: messenger RNA, 2683 nt
Organism: Trichomycterus rosablanca
Lineage: Eukaryota; Metazoa; Chordata; Actinopteri; Siluriformes; Trichomycteridae
Gene: sox11a
Product: SRY-box transcription factor 11a
Exons: 1
Coding region: 77-1165 (362 amino acids)
Biological process (GO): neuron differentiation; negative regulation of transcription by RNA polymerase II; positive regulation of transcription by RNA polymerase II
Molecular function (GO): DNA-binding transcription activator activity, RNA polymerase II-specific; RNA polymerase II cis-regulatory region sequence-specific DNA binding
Source: RefSeq, a predicted model, not a curated record